Cucumis melo (muskmelon) is the source of this 672-nucleotide messenger RNA. RefSeq names its product formin-like protein 17. Bases 1 to 453 code for a protein of 150 amino acids. The transcript is spliced from 7 exons. The record is from RefSeq and is a predicted model, not a curated record. NCBI's taxonomy places the organism in Eukaryota, Viridiplantae, Streptophyta, Magnoliopsida, Cucurbitales, Cucurbitaceae.
AUGGCUCUUGCAUUUCCAACUGAAGCUUAUUCUUCAGCAUCUAUCCAGUCAAUUUCUGGUUUUGGCACUGAUACUCCAUUCACAGUAAUCAUUGGAGUCUUUUGUACGAAUUGCGGUGACCAUUCUCAGUGUUCGGUCCUUGCACUGGAUGAAUCGGCAUUAGAUGUGGAUCAGGUUGACAACCUAAUCAAGUUUUGUCCAACAAAGGAAGAAAUGGAAUUACUAAAGGGUUACAAUGGGGAUAAGGACAACUUGGGAAAAUGUGAACAAUUCUUUUUAGAAUUAAUGAAAGUCCCACGAGUAGAGUCCAAGCUAAGGGUAUUUUCUUUCAAGAUACAAUUCCGAUUGCAGGCCUCUGACCUUAGAAAUAGUCUGAAUACUAUUAAUGCGGCAUCUGAAGAGAAGUUCGGUAAAGUUGAAAAGGGUAAUGCAAACUAUCCUUUCAUUGGGUAAUGCUUUGAACCAUGGAACGGCUAGAGGUUCCGCUAUUGGAUUUCGGCUUGAUAGUCUCCUUAAACUCACUGAUACGCGAGCCAGAAACAAUAAGAUGACCCUCAUGCACUAUCUAUGUAAGGUAGACUUCUCUUAUUUUGCUUGUCAAAUAAUUUUACUGGCUUGCACUCGGUGUAUUUCGGUAUUUUUUGUAUUAUAUUUGAGUAAAAACAUCCUUCU